Molecule: messenger RNA, 630 nt
Organism: Fonsecaea nubica
Lineage: Eukaryota; Fungi; Ascomycota; Eurotiomycetes; Chaetothyriales; Herpotrichiellaceae
Exons: 2
Coding region: 1-630 (209 amino acids)
Biological process (GO): regulation of DNA-templated transcription
Molecular function (GO): zinc ion binding; DNA-binding transcription factor activity, RNA polymerase II-specific
Source: RefSeq, a predicted model, not a curated record
AUGGAUGCUUCAGACAACAACGACCACGACAACGGUUCCCCUCGUCAUCCCGGCUCUUCUACUCUAGUGAUGCGAUCCGGUUCGAAUGACUGUGGAGGGCAAGUUCAAUCGCAACGCCAACAUUCCAGCUUCUACGCUGUAGUCGUCCCCAAGAGCAGAGACCGGAGCCUCGUCCAGCAUGCACGGGAAGCUCUGCUGCUGCUGGGCUGCGACUGGGAAUCCCAGAACCAAUCCGUUUCGGAGGGUGUUUCCGCGCCGGGAGUCAGUGGGGGAUCAACGCGGCACACUGGUCACUCUGGCUCAGAUAAUCCUUCACAAGACCACAGAGAUGAAGAACAUAUUGAGAAGGACAAACAAGCGAACAUCAAUGAUGUCCACGUGAGCGGCAGCAGCCCAGGUCGCGAUGGCGGUGGUCAACAUCCGCGCGGCGGUCCUCAGGCGACAAGACAACAGACUGGCGAACGCUGCCAGCGUUGCAUCCUCCAUCGAAAAAGAUGCGACGCGGUGAAGCCUGUCUGUGGCAACUGUGCGCAGAGGAAGCGCGAUCCUGAUUGUCAAUGGCCAGGGCCCGUGACACGCAGUCAACUGCUGGCAGCGAGGCAUCCGAAUGCAACACCUUCACUGUCUUGA